Messenger RNA from Gossypium arboreum, 546 nucleotides. RefSeq lists its product as uncharacterized. The coding region runs from base 1 to 546 and encodes 181 amino acids. The transcript has a single exon. The record is from RefSeq and is a predicted model, not a curated record. Lineage: Eukaryota; Viridiplantae; Streptophyta; Magnoliopsida; Malvales; Malvaceae.
AUGGUGGCCAAGCUCGAUGGUUAUCUUGGUCUUCCUCUACAUGUUGGAAAUAAGAAGACUAGUUCUUUACAAAGUAUCUUGGAUCGUACGGCCAGUAGAAUCAAUAGCUGGUCAAAGAGAUUAUUAUCUAAUGGCGAUAAGGAGAUAUUUAUAAAGUCCAUCCUUCAGUCGAUCUUGACUUAUGCUUUCUCAGUGUUCUUUGCCCCUAACAGUGUCCUUGAGGAGCUCCAAUCUUUGCUUAGCCGUGUGUGGUGGGGGGGAAAGGAUAGAAACAAGGGCUGGAACAUGAUGUCGUGGGACAUGAUGUGCUACCCCAAGGGUAUGGAGGGUCUUGGCUUCAGGGAUUUACGUCGCUUUAAUGUGGCUUUCUUGGGCCGGCAAGUGUGGCACCUCAUUAACUACAAAGAUACCUUAUGUUACAAAGUCUUAAGUGCUAAAUACUUUCCCAAGGGUGAUGUGUUUUACCCCAAGAGCAUGGAUAAACCUUCAUAUACGUGGCAGAGUAUAGCUAAGGCUGCUAGUGUUUCGCAUGAGGGUUUCAGCUAG